Callorhinchus milii (elephant shark) is the source of this 1375-nucleotide messenger RNA. RefSeq names its product hydroxyacyl-CoA dehydrogenase (gene hadh). NCBI's taxonomy places the organism in Eukaryota, Metazoa, Chordata, Chondrichthyes, Chimaeriformes, Callorhinchidae. Gene Ontology annotation, molecular function: NAD+ binding; (3S)-3-hydroxyacyl-CoA dehydrogenase (NAD+) activity. Gene Ontology annotation, biological process: fatty acid beta-oxidation. The record is from RefSeq and is marked provisional. Gene Ontology annotation, cellular component: mitochondrion.
GUGUGUGUGUGUGUGUGUGGGGGGGGGUUGUCUGUCUGUGUCUCUCUCUCUCUCUCUCCGGGGCGAUGGCUUUCCUCACUCGGCGGCUGCUCCGCUGUGUGAGCCGCUCCUCCCGAGCUCUCAGCCUCCAACACGUCACCGUCAUCGGCGCCGGACUGAUGGGGGCCGGAAUCACUCAGGUAGCUGCUGCAACAGGACACACUGUAGCAUUGGUGGAUACUUCGGAAGAUAUCCUGAAUAAAUCGCUGAAGGGAAUUGGAGCGAGCCUUGGGCGGAUCAGCAAGAAGAAGUUUGCAGACAAGCCUGAGGCCGGUGCAGAAUUCGUUCAGCAGACUCUUCAGAGAAUCAGUAUCUGCACAGAUGCUGUGCCUGUUGUUCACAACACUGACCUGGUGGUCGAAGCUAUUUUGGAAAACAUGAGUGUCAAGCAGGAGCUUUUCCAGAAACUGGAUAAGUUUGCACCAGCGCACACCAUCUUUGUUAGCAAUACUUCAUCAUUGCCCAUCACGGAGAUGGCAAAUGUUACAUCCAGGCAGGACCGUUUUGGUGGUCUCCACUUUUUCAACCCUGUGCCUUUGAUGAAGCUGGUAGAGGUGGUUCAGACGCCAAUGACCAGCCAACAGACAUUUGAUGCCUUGAUGAGUUUCACCAAGGUGUUGGGGAAAAACCCUGUAGCCUGUAAGGAUACGCCUGGAUUUAUUGUGAACCGCCUCCUGGUGCCAUACCUGAUGGAAGCGGUCCGGCUGCAUGAAAGAGGUCAUGGAUCAAAGGAAGAUAUUGAUUUGGCAAUGAAAUUGGGUGCAGGCUACCCCAUGGGUCCUUUCGAAUUACUGGAUUAUGUUGGGCUUGACACCAGCAAGUAUAUUAUUGAUGGAUGGCAUGAAUUGGAUUCCGAUAACCCCUUGUUUAGUCCCAGCCCGCUACUAAACAAAUUGGUGGGAGAAAACAAGCUGGGUAAAAAGACAGCAGAAGGCUUCUACAAGUACUCCUAGAAUGCCUUCACACUGUUUUUUGUACAUUAAAGCAUCAGUGAUGGCAGACUACUCUGACAUCAUGUUGUUUAAGACAUUUGAGCAGGCACUUGCUUAAGUAUCUUGUCAAAUUUGUACCAUAAUGUCUUCAUAAUUUUACAUUUUGAUAAAAUUGCGUUUGAAAACCGGAAAUAAUGUUGACCGUAGAUGGUUCUGAUUUAUUUCGACAAUCUGCAAACCGAAGUUUAAACAAUUGAUCCUAUGCAUAGUUGUGCCUUAAAACAGUGACAUACGUGAAGAAAUUUAAUCUGUCCUUCCUGUUUUUGAGCUAAAAGCAUUUCGGGCUUUGUAUUUGCAAGAUCUUUUCCAUGUAUUAAUAUGAAAAUAAAAUGCUCUUUGAAUCC